AUGGACCUCUCCCUGCGGCUGCUCCUGGCGUCCUGCCUCUCGCUGGGGGCGGCCGGGGAAUUUGACAGAAGGUGGCCCAGACAAAUGGUGCCGUCUGCAGGACUGUGUCGCUUCGGAAGCAGAAUUGACUGUUGCUGGGGCUGGGCCCGGGUGGCCUGGGGACAGUGCCAACCGUUCUACGUCUUAAGGCAGAGAAUAGCCAGCGUAAGGUGCCAGCCCAAAGCUAUAUGCCAGCCAGGGUGCAAACAUGGUGAAUGCAUUGGGCCAAACAAGUGUAAGUGCCACCCAGGAUACACUGGAAAAACCUGCAACCAAGAUCUGAAUGAGUGCGGACUAAAGCCGCGGCCGUGCAAGCACCGCUGUAUGAACACCUACGGCAGCUACAAGUGCUACUGCCUGAACGGCUACAUGCUCAUGCCAGAUGGAACCUGCUCAAAUGCCCUUUCUUGCCUGAUGGCAAACUGUCAGUAUGGCUGUGACGUGCUGAAAGGGGAGGUGCGCUGCCGCUGUCCUUCUCCGGGGCUGCAGCUUGGGCCUGAUGGCAGGACUUGUGUAGAUAUUGAUGAAUGUGCUACUGGGAGGGUUCUCUGCCCACGAUUCAGGCACUGUGUCAAUACCUUCGGGAGCUACAUUUGCAGGUGUCAUAAAGGCUUUGACCUGAUGUACAUUGGAGGCAAAUACCAGUGCCAUGAUAUAGAUGAGUGUGCUCUUGGCCACCACCAGUGUGGUAGCUUUUCACACUGCUACAACACUCCAGGAUCCUACAAAUGCAAAUGUAAAGAAGGGUACAGAGACAAUGGAACAAACUGCAUACAAAGGCCAGUGACCAGGCCAACAGCUCGUCCUACACCUGUGCCAACAGCUCGUCCUACACUUGUGCCAACAGCUCGUCCUACACCUGGGCCAACUCAGCCUGCACCCAGGACAACUCGACUGACACCGAAGCCAGCCACAAGAUUUGUGCCAGUGACAACAAGGCCAGUCACAACACCAGUGGUGAAGCCUCCACCUCCAACAACACCUCAGCCUACAACAGUAACACCUACACUACCACCACAAACAACUCUUCUGGCAACAACUGAAGAGCCUGCACAUGUUCCCAUUGAAACUACAACUUCCCAAGGAGUUAUAGAUGACAACAGGAUCCAGCCAGAUCCUCAGAAACCCCGAGGAGAUGUGUUCAUUCCACGCCAGCCUGGAGUUAGCAAUAAUCUGUUUGAAAUACUUGAAAUUGAACGAGGGAUUACAGCUGAUGAAUUUGAAGCAAACGAUGACCCAGGUGUGCUGGUGCACAGCUGUGAUUUUGACAGUGGACUGUGUGGAUGGAUCAAGGACAAAGAUGAUGACGUGCACUGGGAACCAGUGAGAGAUGUUUCUGGGGGACAGUACCUCACCAUCUCUGAUCCCAAAGGGAAAGAAGGAAGAGUGGCACAUCUUAUCCUGCCCUUGGGCCACUUGGCUCAGGCUGGAGAUUUGUGCCUGUCCUUCAGGCAUAAAGUGCCUGGGCUGCACUCUGGUGCCCUGCAGCUCUUUGUGAGGAGAACUGGUGCUCAUGGCCCAGCUGUCUGGGGGAGAAAUGGGGGCCAUGGCUGGAGACAGACACACAUAACCUUACCAGGAGCAGGCAUCAAGAGUGUUAUUUUCAGAGGCGAGAAAGGGAGAGGAAGAACUGGGGAUAUUGGACUAGAUGAUGUGGUCUUGAGGAGAGGACGCUGCUCUGAAGAGCAUUAGCCAAGACAAUGAACCAGCAGUCAUCUCCUCUUGCCCUUCUCAUGCAAUUCCUACAAAACUUUGAAGCAGAACUGCAUGGAAAAGAAGAAAAAGUGGGAGAGCAACAACUUCUUAGUGGUCUGCUAAGUGCAAUCUCAUGGAAAUUUCACUUAAAUACAUGGAGAGCACCUCCCAGGAUUGAGGAAAUCCAAUCUCAGGCUGGUUCUUUCUGUUAAUCCUUACCCCUAAAUCAUAUAUUGUAUGUAAUAGCUUUGUUUCCUGUUAAGUCUGGUGAGUGCCAACAGAAGGAGCACUUGUGAAAAAGGGAGAAUUAAUUACAAAUGGUAGCAAAAGAAAGCUCUAUCUCACAGUUUGUGUUAACUGACAGCUAUUAUCAUCCCAUACUGCUCUCUUUCAUUGAUUAAUUUGUGUGAGUCACAAAUUGGAUUUAUGAAAGCCUGGACCUGAGCUAUGGCUUACUGCCACUGACCUUUGAAGAAAGGUUCUCAUAUAUGAAAUAGCAUUUAUUUUGCUGUUGCAUCUGUAUUAACCAAAACCAGUUAGAGAGAGUAGGCAUUGCAUCCUGUAAUAUUGCUACUGCUGUGUUUUGUGUAUAUGUGUAUGGUUGACAUAUUUAUGUUUUUUAGUAUUUACAGACUGUAGUUGCAGGGUAAUUGGCAGCUGUACUUUGUUUUUGUACAAGACAAGAGUUCAGCAUCUUCUUCAAUACUGCUGGUCAUGCCAAAUUAUCAAAGUCAGUUAAUGGUGCUCAUUGAAAAGUGCUGGUGCAGUUUUUCAUGUUGUAAGGUCCUGAAGGCAAAAGACCAAACACUCACCUGAUGGAAACUGGCAUCUGAAAAUGCUCUACAAGUUGGCACAGAGCUCACAAGCAAGCCCUAAAGGGCUCUCAGUCCUGCAAGGUUCAGCUGAAGCAGCCAGGAGCAGAUGAACUUAGAUCUUGUAAGGUUGAGCCCAUUGACAGUGCCAGGAAUGGUCCCUCCCACAGGUGGCACAAGCCCUCAUGAGGAAAAGGGGCAGCUGUGUUAAUGCUCUACAAACCAUUCAGACCUGAAAAGCCUCCAGUGCUCUUUGGCAAAUGUCCAUACUCUGCCCAAACUUCUGUAUAUAACAAGCAUUUUAUUCUUUAGAACAACUAUUAGCUCUAGUGGGAACU
Molecule: messenger RNA, 2884 nt
Organism: Melozone crissalis (California towhee)
Lineage: Eukaryota; Metazoa; Chordata; Aves; Passeriformes; Passerellidae
Gene: NPNT
Product: nephronectin
Exons: 13
Coding region: 1-1731 (576 amino acids)
Cellular component (GO): membrane
Molecular function (GO): calcium ion binding
Source: RefSeq, a predicted model, not a curated record